Molecule: messenger RNA, 1819 nt
Organism: Uloborus diversus
Lineage: Eukaryota; Metazoa; Arthropoda; Arachnida; Araneae; Uloboridae
Product: putative polypeptide N-acetylgalactosaminyltransferase 10
Exons: 10
Coding region: 96-1685 (529 amino acids)
Cellular component (GO): Golgi apparatus
Source: RefSeq, a predicted model, not a curated record
UGCUCAAAGCUACCAUCACAUCUUUAGAAUUGCAAAGGUUUAUACGAACAUCUGAUGGAGCUGAGAAAGGGGAUGCGCUGUCUGUGUUUUCAGAAAUGGAGAAAACUCGACAUUCAACAACACCACUGAAAAAAUCCUGGUUCAUCCCAAAGAAUGAGUCAAUUCCUCAUGGACCUGGAGAGAAAGGAGAACCAUUUUAUCUACCACCAGGCCUAGAACUUGCUAAAGACCUUUACAAGACUAAUGGUUAUAACGCUCUUGUAAGCGAUUUUAUAGCAUUGAAUCGAUCUCUCCCUGAUAUUAGACAUCCAAGUUGUAGGUCAAAGAAAUAUUUAUCUCACUUACCAAAAGUUAGCAUAGUAAUUCCAUUUUACAAUGAGCAUUGGAGCACACUCUUGAGGACUGUUACCAGCAUCAUAAAUAGAUCACCGCAACAGUUGAUUGAAGAAAUCAUUUUGGUUGAUGACUUUAGCACAAAAGGCAAGUUGAAAGAACCUCUAAAUCGUUAUAUGAGUGAUCAUCAUACGAAAGUCAAAAUCAAGAGGGCUACCAAAAGAGAAGGUUUGAUAAGGGCUAGGUUACUAGGAGCCAAAGCUGCUACAGGAGAAGUUAUACUCUUUCUCGAUUCCCACACAGAAGCUAAUGUAGAUUGGUUACCCCCCUUGCUGGAACCAAUUGCUAUUGACAGAAAAACUGUUGUGUGUCCCUUCAUUGACGUCAUUGAUUUUGAAACUUUGGCAUACCGUUCUCAAGACGAAGGUGGAAGAGGAGCAUUUGAUUGGGAGCUUUAUUACAAAAGACUGCCUCUGCUUCCUGAAGAUUUAAAGCAGCCAGCUGAACCUUUUAAGAGUCCUGUAAUGGCGGGAGGUCUCUUUGCAGUUGACAGGAGCUUUUUCUGGGAACUAGGUGGAUAUGAUGAUGGUCUUGAUGUAUGGGGAGGGGAACAGUAUGAACUAUCUUUCAAAAUUUGGCUUUGUGGUGGACAACUAUUAGAUGCACCAUGUUCUAGAGUUGGGCAUAUCUACAGAAAAUUUGCUCCUUUCCCAAAUCCUGGUUUAGGAGAUUUUGUUGGAAGGAAUUAUAAACGAGUAGCUGAAAUAUGGAUGGAUGAAUACAAAGAAUAUCUUUACUUGCGCAGGCCCCAUUAUAGGAAUAUGGAUGCUGGACACCUAAGCAAGCAGAAAAGACUGAGAAGAAAACUAGGUUGUAAAUCCUUCAAAUGGUACAUGGAGAAUGUAGCUUUUGAUCAGCCAGUAAAAUUUCCACCAGUUGAGCCUGCAGACAUAGCAAAAGGACAGAUUAGAAAUGAAGUCAAAAAUGUAUGCUUGGACACUGGCUUCAGGGAGCAAAAUGAAAAAGUUGGCUUAGAAUUAUGUUUACAAAAUGAUACGAAGAUGCUAAGAGAUCAGAAUUUUAUCUUUUCUUGGCACAAAGACAUCCGUCCUUUGAAACGAAAUCUAUGCUUCGAUGUAUCUACCCCUGAAAGAGGUGCUCCAGUACUGCUUUGGAAUUGUCAUGGGAUGCAGGGGAAUCAACUCUGGAAACACGAUGAGGAGACUCAUCAGUUGGUCCAUUUAACAACAGGAAACUGCCUGGAUUGUGAUUUUAACCUUCGAAAGAUAUUUAUGAACCAUUGCCAAAAUAGCUCAAUUAGCCAAAAGUGGACAUUUGAAAAGAUGAGCUGAGAUAUGAAUGAGAACGAAACGACGUAAUGCAAUUUUGAGUACGGUUAUAAAAACGUCACUGAAAACAUGAAAUGCUUGGUAAAAUUCUAUCAAAUCAUACAGAGUUUUAAUUAAAACUCUGAAUGCGUUUAUAU